Molecule: messenger RNA, 2649 nt
Organism: Mercurialis annua (annual mercury)
Lineage: Eukaryota; Viridiplantae; Streptophyta; Magnoliopsida; Malpighiales; Euphorbiaceae
Product: PKS-NRPS hybrid synthetase cheA-like
Exons: 5
Coding region: 1-2649 (882 amino acids)
Biological process (GO): regulation of DNA-templated transcription
Source: RefSeq, a predicted model, not a curated record
AUGACAGAUAAGACUUCAAAAUCAUCGGAAUAUGAAUAUGAAUAUCAAGUACCGGAAACAAAUUUCCCGGCUUCUCCUGAGGUUCAAUUUGAAGUUUUUAGUGAUGAUAGUGUCGAUUACAGUGGACAGUUUAAUCCCGAAAUUAAAUUUAAAAGCGACGUUGAGGCAAUUCAGUGGGCGAAACGAGUUGCCAUUCAUAUUGGGUUCGAGCUGGUUAUUUCUUCACACAAAAAUGGGGGAACACGAAAGCUUUUGAAAUGUUCUCGGGGUGAGCGGUAUAGAGGGCUCACAAAUUCAAAAUUAUUUAAACGGAAGAAUACGAAGACGAAGGCGUGUAAAUGCCCUUUCGCGAUUAUGGUGCAGUUGAAGGGAGUUGAAUGGAAAGUCGUUGCAAAAUCUGGGAGUACUAGUAUGCAUAACCAUGACUUGUUUGUCUAUCCCGAGGGACAUCGUCAAAUGAGUGGACUGAGUCCCGCGUCCAAACAGAUUGUGCGAGAUAUGAGCACGGCACAGGCUAAGCCGUGUGCUAUUUGGGCGUCCCUGCAGGAGAAAAAUCCAUCUGACAAUCCAACCAGAAGACAAAUUUACAACUAUAGAGAUAAUUUGAGGAGGUCGGGUUUUGAGGGCAGGGACGUGGUAGGCCAGUUUUAUCAUAUGGCUGUGGAGGGCCGUUAUGUGCAUUGGACGCUUGCCGAUUCGGAAACUAGUGCGUUGACUCACAUUUUUCUGGCGCAUCCAGAUUCAGUGAGGUUACUCCGAGACUACCGCUGGAUCAUCGGUAUGGAUUCCACCUACAAGACUAACAAAUACAAAAUGCCUUUCUUUGAGAUUAUCGGGAUGACUCCGUGCAACAAGAACUUUAUUAUUGCGUAUGCAAUUAUAAAAGAUGAGACUCAUGAGAGUUAUAGAUGGGUAUUAGAGAGACUGAGGCUCUUGAUUGAUGAUGAUGUCCACCCGACAGCUAUUGUUACUGAUCGAGAGUCAGGGCUAGUUAGACCAGUGGGAGAGGUAUUCCCACGUACUUCUCAUCUACUUUGCACGUGGCACAUCAACAAGGAUGUGGAAGACAAAGUUUUCAGAUUAUGUGGGUUAGAUAGAGGCUAUGCAGAGGCAUUCAAGAACGGAAGGUGGAAAAACAUUAUUGAAGCUCCCACCGAGACAGAGUAUAAGGCGGCUGUGAUUCUCAUGAGAAAUCGAACUAGAGCAUUUCCGGCUGUGGCACAAUAUGUUGAGAAGACAUGGUUGGCACACAAAGAAAAGUUCUGCUGCGCGUGGACGAAUAAUGUGAUGCAUUUUGGAAACACCACUACAUGUAGAGUGGAGAGUGCACAUGCUCAGCUGAAGCAGUGGCUUAACUCUAAUACCGGUUCACUGGAUACAGUGUGGACGAAGGUGGAUAUGGUUAUACAGUCACAGCUCAGCGAGAUUCGGUUCACACUCGAGCAGUCAAGGCGGAAUGUAGGCUCCCGACGUCAGGGUUUUCCAUUCAACUACCUGUCGUGCAAAGUCUCACAUUAUUGUCUGGAUUUAAUCGAUAAGGAAUUGGAGCGUAUGAUAGAUUUGAGUACCGAUGUUCAUGAUCGGUGUGGCUGUGUGCUGAGGUCGACACAUCAGAUUCCAUGUGCAUGUGAGCUGAGAGGAGUGAUUGAUUCAGGUAUCCCGAUCAGUGUGGACAGUAUCCAUCCCUUUUGGAUGCAACUUGUUAUUAGUGAUGGGGUGGACACAUCCAAACAGGCUGGGUGUGUUGUUGAGUCAGAGGAUCUCCAGUAUUUUCGAGGGAUCGUUGGGGAGGUGAUGACUCAGGAUCGCUCUGUGAUUCGCGAUAUAUCCCUUAUGAUCUACGAUCGACUCCAUCCAGAGGAAUCAAGUUACGGUGAACCCGAGGUGAAAACCGAUGUCAAAGGUAGACCGAAGGGGAGUUCAUCCACCAGGCGGAACCCGAGUCGGUGGGAGUACAGUUUGAAGGGCCGUGGGCGUGGGCGUGGGCGUGGGCGUGGCAGUUCAUCUCGAGGCCGGGGUUGCGUCACUCCUACAUCAGAUUCUAUCAAGUUUGAGCACCUUAUUCCGGAAUUCAUUUUGCCGUUCGUUACAGCGUGUACUGAUGUAGAGCCGGACGGCAACUGUGGCUUCCGUGUUGUGGCUGAUUACAUAUACAGGAACCAAGAAAGCUGGGAACUGGCAAGAAAGAACAUUGCAAACGAAUUAGCUGGCCACCGUGAACGGUACAACCACGCUGGUAUUUGCCUCGAAGGGAUCGACCGGGCCAUCACACGUAUCACGUGGGCAGGCGGUCAUUGCGACCUUUCACACUGGAUGCAUGUAAUGGAUGACUUGUUCCCUAUUGCCACUCUUUUCAAUGCAGCAGUGUUUUUUAUACACGGGGGGAAACGCGGAGAGCCACAUUGGGGUAGUUGUACCGUUCUGCCUUUACAUGCUUCCGAGCGCCACACACGGCCUAUAGUAGAGAUGGUCAUCCUACAAUUAGGAAGUUACGCUCACUUUGUUCGUUUAGAUUUACUUGGCGAUUUUCCUGUCCCACCUAUACACUCGUUGUGGUCUAGGCACUGCGAUCAGACUGUUGCAACUUGGGGUACAUUGUAUGAGAGUAGGAUAGCCCAGUGGAGGCGAUUGUCAGGUGCUUCUGUUUGA